Molecule: messenger RNA, 564 nt
Organism: Lactuca sativa (garden lettuce)
Lineage: Eukaryota; Viridiplantae; Streptophyta; Magnoliopsida; Asterales; Asteraceae
Source: RefSeq, a predicted model, not a curated record
AAAAAGGUAGACACUUUAGAAAAUGAAACAAGUGAAGAAAUUCAUACGCCUCCACCUUAUAAGAGAAGAAAACUAACAAAUUCAGCAGGAAUUGAUGUUGAGGUGAAUAUUUACAGAGACAUAAGUAACGGAAGAACCGUAAUUACCAAAAUGCCCUCAUUAACUGAUUGUGAUGAAACAGCUGAACCCAGUGAGUCAAGAGACGUGUUGCUUUUAUUCAAGUUUAACAACCAUGAUCUCCCUUUUGAAUUAAAGGAAAUAAUCGUAUCAGAUUUAAGAUUAUUGACUCUUCUAGAAGCUGGACUUCCAUCUUGGGUAAUUUUCUCCCAAUCUUACCCUGUUUUUUGCCAUAGUUAUCGACCAUGGAUGUGCCCUUUAGCAAGAGCUCUAUAUGUCAUCAUCUCCAUUGUUACAGUUGUCAUUGGUUUCUAUGAUCUUUACAAAAAUGUUCCUGUGCUUAAAGCAACUGCUUCACGAUUAUGUGGGCCACUUUUUGAUUGGAUUGAAACGUGAGAAAUGGUGUCGAGGAUUAAGUAUUUAGGGACGAUGCUUUUUUGCAUAAUU